Molecule: messenger RNA, 693 nt
Organism: Lolium rigidum
Lineage: Eukaryota; Viridiplantae; Streptophyta; Magnoliopsida; Poales; Poaceae
Product: protein LURP-one-related 8-like
Exons: 1
Coding region: 1-693 (230 amino acids)
Source: RefSeq, a predicted model, not a curated record
AUGGCAAAGGUGCACCCCAACAUCGCCGUGCCAGUGUCACCGGCUGGAGCCGUCGUCGAGGAGGAGCAGCAGCAGCCCACCGUGCUGACUGUGUGGCGCAAGUCGCUGCUCUUCAACUGCGAGGGCUUCACCGUUUUCGACGCCACCGGCGGCCUCGCAUUCCGCGUCGACCGCUACGGCUCCUCCUCCUACGGUGGGCGCCGCCGCCGCCGCGCCGAGGACGUCGUGCUCAUGGACGCCGCGGGGAAGCCGCUACUCACCGUGAGGCGGAAGAUCAAGCUCAGCCUCAGCCUGGGAGAACACUGGGUGGUGUACGACGGUGACGCGAGCGACGCGGGUGCGAAGCCGCUCCUCUCCGUGCGGCGCCACCACGUCGGCCUGCACCGCCGCGCGUCCGACAAGACGCUCGCGCACAUCACGCCGCUGGGAUCCUCCUCCGAGGCGGCAGCGUACGUGGUAGAGGGUUCGUACGGGCGGCUGAGCUGCGCGGUGCGGGACGCGCGCGAGGGCGGCGCCGCUGCGCUGGCAGAGGUGCGGCGGAAGGAGUCGGUUGGUGACGACGUGUUCCGGCUGGUAGUGUCGGACCACCGCAUGGACUCGGCUCUGUCCAUGGGCAUCGUCAUCGCCCUUGACCAGAUGUUCGGCGGCGCCUCGUCGCGGACGUCGCUGCUGCCCAGGAGCUGGUCGGCGUAG